Messenger RNA from Diuraphis noxia (Russian wheat aphid), 1111 nucleotides. RefSeq names its product enoyl-CoA hydratase domain-containing protein 3, mitochondrial. Gene Ontology annotation, molecular function: hydro-lyase activity. Gene Ontology annotation, cellular component: mitochondrion. NCBI's taxonomy places the organism in Eukaryota, Metazoa, Arthropoda, Insecta, Hemiptera, Aphididae. The record is from RefSeq and is a predicted model, not a curated record.
UAAUCAGUGAUUGAGUGAUUAUUGUAUUAUUAGAUAGUAUUAUCUAUUUAGUAAUAACCUUGCAGAGUGUAUAAAUACGCAUAAAUAUUAUGAUAAUACGUCUAGAAAAAUAACUGAAUACUCUGAAUCUCUGAAUAAUUAUAAUAUGAUAUUUUGAUAUCAAAUUUAUGUCUUAAGCAAAUUAAUUAUUGACUACUAGUUACGACUAUCUCAAGGUUCAAACUGAGACAACGAAGUUUUAGUUUUUUGAAUAAAUUGUAGUACUCAAAAAAAUGUUGAGAUCAGUUUUGAGGCAACUUUAUAGACAUAAGUCUUCAUCAGCUUCUGAAAAUAUUUUAACAACUAUCAAGUCGGAAAAUUCGUGUCGUAUAACUCUUUCAGAUCCUAAAACUAGAAAUACAUUAUCUAUUGUUGCACUUCAACAUUUAAUUGAAGAAAUAAAAAGUGCAGGGGAUGAUUUAUCUUUAAAAAGUAUAGUGAUAUGUGGAGAUGGGCCUGUYUUUUCGGCUGGUCACAACCUCAAGGAGCUUAGCAUACCAGAAAACCAGAAAUUUGUAUUCUCAUUAUCUACAAAACUUAUGAAUACAAUAAUAGAUUGUCCUAUACCUAUUAUAGCAUGUGUUGAUGGUAUAGCUGCAGCAUCAGGUUGUCAAUUAGUAGCAGCUUCAGAUAUGGCGAUUUGUUCAAAUCGCAGUUCUUUUUCAACACCUGGUGUAAACAUUGGUUUGUUUUGUUCUACUCCAGGAAUUCCACUAGCUAGAGCUGUGUCAAAAAAAACUGCCGCUUAUAUGUUAUUUACUGGUUCAUCAAUUAAUGCUGAAGAAGCCCUUAGAACUGGUCUUGUUAGUAAGGUUGUUCCGCCUGAAGUAUUAGAUGAUGAAAUUACCAAGKUGACGAUGUUAGUUGGUCAAAAAAGCCGUUCUGUAAUUUCUUUGGGAAAGAAAUUUUUUUACAGACAAAUCGAUGAAAAUAUUAAAUUGGCUUACAGGAAUGGAGAACAAACUAUGCUUGAUAAUUUAAAACUCGAUGAUUGCAAAGAAGGUUUACAGUCAUUUGUUGAAAAAAGAAAACCCAAUUGGUGAAAUUAAAAAUAAAUUCAAACUUUCUUAUA